Molecule: messenger RNA, 460 nt
Organism: Fusarium oxysporum Fo47
Lineage: Eukaryota; Fungi; Ascomycota; Sordariomycetes; Hypocreales; Nectriaceae
Exons: 4
Coding region: 32-286 (84 amino acids)
Biological process (GO): mRNA splicing, via spliceosome; spliceosomal snRNP assembly
Cellular component (GO): catalytic step 2 spliceosome; U2 snRNP; U2-type prespliceosome
Molecular function (GO): RNA binding
Source: RefSeq, a predicted model, not a curated record
CAUCCAACUACUCAACCAUUUAUUGCUCAAGAUGGCGCCCGCACAACCUGAGCUGAAGAAGUACCUCGACAAGAGACUGUUCGUCCAGCUGAACGGCAGCCGAAAGGUCAUCGGUAUCCUCCGAGGUUACGAUGUCUUCCUGAACAUUGUCCUCGACGAAGCGGUGGAGGAGAAGGAUGGAGGAGAGAAGGAGAGAAUUGGCAUGGUUGUUAUCCGUGGUAACUCGGUAGUAAUGCUCGAGGCUCUCGAAAGAAUUGGCGGCGAUGACCGACGUGGAGACCGAUAAUCCUGAAGAAUGGCGGAAACACUGGAAGAGACGACGGAAAUUAUGUGAUCUUUAUUGGCGUUAAGGUCGAAAAUGAGACAAGUCCUUGUGGGCAGUUUGUUUGGGUCACAUCUUACUAGAUAUCAAGAGAGGAUAUCCUCGAAUUGUUAUACCAUGUCCAGCCAAACGCUACAC